AUGCAGAAGUGGUUUUAUGAACGUCGAGCGAGUGUAAUCGCAUGCAGUACAGUUCUGUCACCAAUGAUGGAGAAUGAGUUAUGGACGACGUUCGAAGCAGGUCCUAGGCUGCGAGCGCAUGGCUUGACAAAUAACUUAACACAAGUUGAAAUAUCCAAUGACACGGAUAUCAUAGACUUCUUUGAAAAUACGUGCACUUGUCGUGAGUUCCAACUGAAUCGUAUAUCGUGCGUUCACGCAACCCGUGCUGCUUGUUUGAGAGAUAAGUCAUUGUAUGAUCUCUGCUCACUGUAUUACACAUCUGAGUAUUGGAAGGGUGCCUAUAGAGAAGCUAUAUAUCCUAUUUUACGUGAAGUGGACUGGAAUGUUCCAGCUAAAAUUACAGGUACUCUUAUUAUGCCCCCCAGUGUACGUCGUCCUCCAGGUAGACCACCUACCACACGGCUCAGAAAAUGCACUCGCUGCGAUGGAUUUAGUUAUAACCGGACCACAUGUUCGAACCACACUGUACCACGUCCGAUUACGCAAAUAGGCACAACGUACAGCAUAACAGCCUCGAACCAAAAGAAAAUUUUGUUGUGCAUAACAUUGUUGGCAUUGUUGACACAUGUAAAUUGA
This is a messenger RNA of Olea europaea var. sylvestris, 618 nucleotides long. RefSeq lists its product as uncharacterized. NCBI's taxonomy places the organism in Eukaryota, Viridiplantae, Streptophyta, Magnoliopsida, Lamiales, Oleaceae. The transcript is spliced from 2 exons. The record is from RefSeq and is a predicted model, not a curated record. Gene Ontology annotation, molecular function: zinc ion binding. Bases 1 to 618 code for a protein of 205 amino acids.